AUGUUCAACAAAGUGACCGAGUUCUUCAGGCCAAAGGCCACUAGAACCUUACACUAUGCUCAUCUCAAAAACAACACAGAUCCAACGUGGUACAAGGACUCCGGUCUGCGUAAGAAUGUCUGGCACUGCGUCGGCUUCUACUUUGCGGUCUUCUACCUUGGCUUCGACGCCUCCCUCAUGAAUGGUCUCCAGGCGAUCCCCCAAUGGGAAGAAUACUUCAACUAUCCAUCUGGAAACACUCUAGGUCUGAUCUCGGCCAGUCUGUUUCUCCCAGCGAUCAUCACUCCCUUCGCAGCGUCGUGGAUCAAUGGACUUUGGGGAAGAAAGUGGUGUUUGGCUGUUGGUUCAGUGCUGUUGAUCCUCGGUGCAUUCCUUAACGCUUUUGCGAAGAAUAUCGGAACAUUUAUUGGUGGAAGAGUCAUUAUUGGUGCAGCUGGACCUUUCGGAAAGAUCACCGGUAUUGCACUGCUUCAGGAACUGGCGCAUCCUCGUCUGAGACCAUAUGUUGCGACGGCGUAUUACAGCAACUAUUAUGUCGGCCAGAUCGUUGCUGCGUGGUUUUGCUAUGGCACACUGUCUUGGCCAGAUACCGAGUGGAGAUGGCGAGCACCCUGUCUGUUCCAAGCCUUUGCCCCAGCCGUUGUCCUUGUUCAUCUACUCUUCGUGCCGGAAAGCCCUCGAUGGCUCAUCGACCACGACCGAUCCGAAGAAGCCCUCAAAGUUCUUGCCGACGAACAUGCCAACGGCGAUCUCAACGACGAGUUAGUUCGAUACGAGUUCGACGAAAUCUGCCAAGCUUUACAGUUGGAGAAAGAGAGCAACAACUCCAAAUACAGCGACUUUCUCAAGACUCCAGGUAACCGACGCCGACUCCUUGUUCUUGUGACCAUGGGCACAGGUUCCAACUGGGUUGGCAAUGGCAUCAUCGCUUAUUACUUGUCACCAGCCCUCAAGCUCGUUGGCAUCACUUCAUCCAGCGCGAUCGCGGGCAUCAACGGCGGCAUGGCAAUCUGGUCUCUUAUGUGGGCUUAUGCAGGAGCCAUGAGUGCUGAACGCCUUGGUAGACGCACGCUUUGGAUCACAGGCACGGCUGGCAUGUGUGUCGCUUAUACAAUCAUCACUGGCCUCAGCGGCUCCUUUGCCGAGAACCCAUCACGUGGCGUCGGUAUUGCUGUGGUGCCGAUGAUGUACCUCUUCAAAACUUUCUAUUGCAUCAGUUGGUCGCCACUACCGUUUGCUUAUGGCGCUGAGAUCCUGCCGUAUAAUCUGAGAUUGAAGGGUCUGAGUAUCGAAUUAAGUGUUCAGAGUGUUGCGCUGGCUUUCAAUCAAUGGGUUAAUCCUGUUGCACUUGAGGCGAUUGCAUGGAAAUACUACAUCGUUUAUAUUGCGGUCAUCGCUAUGUAUCUUGUUCUUAUCCUAUUCUUCUUCCCAGAGACAAGAAAUAUGACAAUUGAGGAGGUGUCCGUCCUCUUUGACACAGGAAGAAAAGGCGAUGCAGCGGCGGCUACUAGCAAGUUUCAUAAUAACCAGUCAAAGAUGGACGAUAUGCUUGAUGAUGGAGAUGAUGCCGAUAAAGAACCCACUGUUUCGCGAGUAGAGAGAGCGUAA
Fusarium proliferatum ET1 is the source of this 1608-nucleotide messenger RNA. RefSeq lists its product as uncharacterized. The record is from RefSeq and is a predicted model, not a curated record. Bases 1 to 1608 code for a protein of 535 amino acids. NCBI's taxonomy places the organism in Eukaryota, Fungi, Ascomycota, Sordariomycetes, Hypocreales, Nectriaceae. Gene Ontology annotation, molecular function: carbohydrate:proton symporter activity. Gene Ontology annotation, biological process: carbohydrate transport; transmembrane transport. The transcript is spliced from 3 exons. Gene Ontology annotation, cellular component: membrane.